AUGGUGGCUCGAGUGUGGUCGCUGAUGAGGUUUCUCAUCAAGGGCAGCGUGGCAGGGGGCGCAGUCUACCUGGUGUACGACCAGGAGCUGCUGGGACCCAGUGACAAGAGCCAGGCAGCCCUUCGGAAAGCCGAGGAGGUAAUCCCUCCAGCCAUGUAUGAGUUCAGCCAGUACGUGUCCAAGCAGAUGGGCCUGCAGAUACCCCAGAUCCCACCCCCUCCGAAGCUUAACUUUUCCAUUCGAGACUCGUGGAAUUCAGGUAUCGUCACGGUGAUGUCAGCACUGUCGGUGGCCCCCUCCAAGGCCUGCAGCUACUCUAAGGAGGGCUGGGACUACAUCAAGGAGCGUGUCAGGGAGCAUUCCAAGACUUCAGAAGUGUUGCUCAACCAGUGUGCUGGGCCUGGGGCUCCUGGUGGCUCCUCUGGUGCCAUCUGGAUGCUGCCCACUGGGGCGUUCAGCCUGGGGGGGUCCAGGCGGACAGUGGGACCUCUUGCACCCAGUGGAGACAGUGCUCGGGGUGCUGGGAAGACUGAGAAGGUGCUGAAGUCUAAGAUGACCCCCGUCAGCUGGGGCCCUGAUGAGAUCCACCGGUCACAGGCCUGA
This is a messenger RNA of Orycteropus afer afer, 603 nucleotides long. RefSeq names its product mitochondrial contact site and cristae organizing system subunit 13 (gene MICOS13). Gene Ontology annotation, cellular component: MICOS complex; mitochondrial crista junction. Gene Ontology annotation, biological process: cristae formation. Lineage: Eukaryota; Metazoa; Chordata; Mammalia; Tubulidentata; Orycteropodidae. The record is from RefSeq and is a predicted model, not a curated record.